UACUUCACACCUUUUUUCAGAUUUUAGAAUGAAUUGAAACUCAAAAACUAAUUCAGUAUGGUUCCGAUGCUGAGCCCGGAAGAAAUCCAGAAGAAGAGAGAGGAGGCGGAGAGGAAAGCCAGGCGGGGAGAAAUAGAUCCUAUGCAGGAGUUCGCUUUCCUAGUUAUAGGACAGGUGAGCCGAAUGCUGCGCCAUGAACUGAUGGAUUUCAUGUUUGCUGAUCCUGCAAUGUUGGAUGAUCUGGAUUAUUUAUUUAAAAGUGAUCUUGCGAGAAGUUUACUCUUCUACUACCAGCCGCAAGAGAACCCUGGAGAACCACGCAAGAGCAAGGAGGAUGUAUUAGGAUUGGUGGAUUUUUCCAGAAACACGAACAGGAAAAAUAGAAAACUGAUUCUAAGCACUGACACUGGGUCAAAGAAAGGGUUGAAUGGAAUCUGUAUUUAUAUACUACGGAACUCUGGAAAAAGAAGUUUGGGAGAAGAAACGUUUCAACGAGAGGUUAUGAUGGGCAGUUUGGAUGCCAGGGAACCUGACAGUCUGCUGUGGAAUAUAGAAAGAAUUGUUAGGAAAUCAACUUUGUUUAAAUAUUAUUUUAGCAAUAUUAUACAUUUUGAAAAAUGUAUAGAUACUUCUCGACCAACCAAGAUGGUAGCAGUUACCCUGCGGGUAGGUCACUGUAAACUUAUGAAACUAUGGCAACAAUGUAACGUUAAGGUUAUAAAAUACCACGUUGAAGCCAGAGACAAUGCUAAAUUUUUAGGGGCUAUAGAGAAAUCGAGCCACGCUAUCUACCUACAGGAUCCAUACAAAAUGCAGGUUCCCUUGAUGAGAUUGCUUCAUAUAAUUAAGAUGAUCUACAAUGUCUCAAGCUACUAUAACACAUCAGAAAGAGUAGCUUCACUUCUUGUCAAGAUAACUAAUCAAGUGAUUAGAAGCUGUAAAAAGUUUAUUACUGAGAAUGGAAGUUUAACUAUAUGGAAUCAAACCAGGGAUGUGAUAGAAAUGAAACUAACGCAAUGCAUAAAACUAAACAAGAAUUACCGAAAUGCCUACUUAAAGGUAAAGAACCGCAAAGUGGGUAAUGAGCCCCAAGAGUUUAGUUUUAGUGAGAAAUAUAUAUUUGGACGGUUUGAUGCUUUCUGUACCAGGCUCAAUAAUCUUCUUGAUAUGUUUUCUACUAUUAACAAGUUCACAAAACUUUUCAGUAACAGAAUGGAAGCUCUGUUAUCUGAUGAAGGUUUACUAGAAGAUAGUAAAAAGUUUGAAGCCUCUGUACGAAAUCUGACUCUUAGAGAAUACGACUAUUUAGAUUUCAGGAAUAUGCAGUAUGACAAGGAUUACGGAGAUUUUCUAAACCGUAUGGAAGACAUGACAGAUAGGCUUCAACGUAAACUAGAAACAACUUAUGAUGGAGUUUGGGACACUGCUCAUGCGUUCCAGUACAUAAAUAGAUUUGAGAAACUUGUCCAGGUAUUGCCGUUGGAAGGAAUGGAUGAAAAAUACGAAAGAAUGAUUCAAACUUAUAGAAAGGAGAUGGAUAGAGUUCUUUCCACAUUUAAAAAACAGACUUCAAACCCUCCAAUUCCAAGGAACUUUCCCUCGGCAGCUGGAAAUAUUUACUGGGUUAGAUCUCUUGUGGAACAUCUUAGGUUAUUUAUCCUUCAGUUUGAUGGGAUGGAAAAAUUCCGAAAGAUGCCUGAAUAUUUGAAACUAGUAAAACAGUUUAAUGAUACUGGUGUAGUGCUCAUGCAAUAUGAACUCAAGAUACAAACAGCUUGGAACUCUAGAAAUCCAUCAAUCAGAGAGAUAGAGAGCAAGAUGUCCCAAAAAAUACUGAAGGAAGAUAAACAAGGAAACCUUCAUAUAAAUUUUGAUAAUGGAUUCUACAGUCUUUUAAAGGAGAAUGAGAAGUUGGUGAAACUAGAUAUUCCUUUACCAAGUAUAAACCAACUCUUGGUUAAAAAGAAAAAUUUCUUCUAUGAAUAUAGAUCAAGAGUAGAGGUUUUGCUCCGAGUAUAUGAUAAUGCCUGUAGCUCUGUUCUUCCAGAGUGGAGGAAACUGUUUGCUCCCUUUCUAUCCUCAAUACGCUCAACUAUUGACUUGGGACUAGAAAGUAUAAACUGGGUGUCCCGAGAUUAUGAAGAUUUUAUAGAAAACUGUCUACAACAAAUAAACAUUUUUCAGGAUUUAAUCGACAGAGGAAAUGAUAUAUAUUUGAAUAGAAUAAAUAUUAUUCUCGAGAGUAUGGAUAGAGUUGAACUUUAUGUCCUGCCUAACAAGAAAGCUUGGACUUUCGAGAAAUUUCUAUCAUUAGUGAGAAGUAAAUGCCAGGAAGGAACAAUUACCUUGCAGCAGAAGAAUACUAUGAUAGAAGAAGCUGUUGAAGAUAUAAUCACAUUAGCAAUGGAAUCCAUGCCAGGAAUGGGGAAUGAUAAUCUAGAAGACAAAAGUUCCAGAAUAUUACAGAAAAGUGGAGGACUCUCCUCCGAUUUUCUUCAAGUCAGGGAUAGUGAGUUUAAUAUAGCAAUGAACAAGACCUGUAUGGAUAUCAGAAGAAAUUUUAGCCGGAAGAUUGUAGAAAAGUUAGAAAUCAUUUCAAGAAAUGCGCUGAAAGCUCUCACUAAAUUCUUUUCAACAGUAAUAGUUGAAAGCAGCAAGAGAGAGAUAUUUGACUUUGAGGACUCCGAUGAAACAUCACAUUCAUUUGAACUGGAAACUGUUCUAGCAAUCCCUAAUGUCGAGGUUGAACCGUCAAUUGAAGAGAUUCAGUCUAUUCUAGUAACAGCUGGAACUCUUAUUCUUUCCGUCUCAAAGGGUGUUGGCCAAUGGGAGAAGUUGGUUGUAAAGAAAAGGGCAAGCACAAAGCCUCCGAGUGCUGUGAAAAGCUCUAGAUCAAAAUCAAGCCUGUAUAACCCUGUCAAGAUUAAGAAGGCUAUGACAGAAUUAAAACCAAAUAAUUUAUAUUCAAUGGUUCUUGAAAAUAAAGAAGUAACUAAGGCAUUCUCCCAGCUAUCGACUUGUUUGUCAGGAUUGAGACUUGAACUUUCAAACUUCAAUCUAAGAUGGCAAAAGUUUUCAGAGAUUUGGACAACAGACAUGGAAGAGUUUCUAUUAGAGUUUAUGGAGGCUAAACCUGGAAUUUAUGAUUUUGAAAAAGAGUUGAAAAAAUACAGCCUUAUUCAGGCAGAACUCAACUCUGAGACUUCUGAAUUUUCCUACGGUAAAAUGUUGGUGACAACCAAAUCGUUCAGAACAGCGGUUAGCAGUGAGAUAAAUCAGUGGAUAAAUUUGCUUGGAAAGGCAAUGCAUAAGAAAUACAAGCGAGAGAUGAAACAACUUGUUGGACAAAUCAAUGAUCUUGAUAAAAAGCUUGAUAGACCAAUGCAUGAUCUUGAUGACAUCAGAAUUAUUAUGGAAACACAAAAAAAAAUCAGAGAAAUUGAAAUAGAUUUAGAUAUGAAGAUUGAAGUAGUGGAGAAUGCCUUUGUUAUGAUGGAUAAGUAUGGCCUUCAAAUGACCAAAGAAGAUGUUAAUGAAGUAGAAAGUUUACAAGAAAACUGGAAUACUGUUCUACACAAGGCUAUGCAAACAUAUGUACUUUUACUGGAAGUUCAAGAACACUUUAAAGAAGAAUUGAUCAAGAGCAUUGAACUUUUUCAGCUUGACUGUGAUUCAUUUGUUGAAAACUACAAUAAUAAAGGUCCGAUGGAACCUGGUUUAUCUCCUAAUGUUGCUUCACUGCGUCUUGAAUCCUUCCAGUCCCAGUUUGAUACUUUAUGGAGAAAGCAUUCCUCGUACACAGUAGGAGAAGAUCUUUUUGGUCUUCCCCACACUGAUCAGACAGAAAUAGAAAACAUCAAAAAAGAAUUAAAUCUCCUGCAAAGGUUGUAUAAGCUGUACAAUGAUGUCAUUGAUAGCGUUGAGGGAUAUAAGUCAAUGAUUUGGAAAACUAUUGAUGUGGAGGAAAUUAGCAAUGAGCUGAUGGAGUAUCAGAAUAGAUGCAGAAAACUUCCAAAAGGACUCAAAGAAUGGCCGGCAUUUCAUGACCUCAAAAAGGUUAUUGAUGACUUUACAGACAUCUGUCCAAUACUGGAACUUAUGUCAAAUAAGGCUAUGAAACAACGACAUUGGAAAAGAAUUGAGGACAUGACUAAAUAUAAAUUUGAAUUUGACAGAAUCGGAUUUUCUUUGAGAGACAUUAUGCUAGCUCCUCUCCUAGAAAAUAAAGAGGACAUAGAAGAUGUUUGUAUUUCUGCCAUGAAAGAAAAAGAUAUUGAGGCAAAACUGAAGCUUGUGGUUUCUGAAUGGUCUUCUCAGGAGCUUGAGUUUCUUACUUUCAAGAAUAGGGGUGAACUUCUACUUAGAGGAGAUACAACUGCAGAUUCAGUUAAUCAAGUAGAAGAUAGUUUAAUGAUCUUAGGCUCGCUUUUGUCUAACAGAUACAAUGCUCCAUUCAAGAAGCAGAUUCAAAAAUGGGUCCAAGAUCUAUCCAAUACUAAUGAAGUUCUUGAGAGAUGGCUUCUAGUUCAGAAUCUUUGGGUAUAUUUAGAGGCUGUUUUUGUUGGAGGAGACAUAGCCAAGCAAUUGCCCAAAGAGGCUAAGAGGUUUUAUAGAAUUGACAAGAAUUGGCAAAAGAUAAUGCAACGGGCUCAUGAUACAACAAAUGUAGUGAGUUGUUGUGUAGGAGAUGAUUACUUAAAACAAACCUUGCCAAAUAUUCAGGAGCAAUUAGAAAUUUGUCAAAAGUCUUUAACAGGUUAUUUGGAGAAGAAAAGGUUAUUAUUUCCAAGGUUCUUUUUCGUAUCUGAUCCAGCUCUUUUGGAAAUACUUGGUCAAGCUUCAGAUUCUCACACAAUACAAGCACAUCUUCUAUCAAUAUUUGACAACAUUGCUUCUGUCAAGUUUGAUCCAUCCGAUUAUAACAAAAUCAUUGCAGUGUUAUCUAAAGAGGAGGAGAUUGUAUUUUUGGAAAAAAGCGUUAGGGCUGAGGGAAGUGUUGAACUAUGGCUAAUGUCUCUAUUAACAUCUUCAAAAGAAGCAUUGCACUCAAUAAUAAGAAGUGCAUAUCACAUAAUCAGCGAAAGCAACUUUGAUAUGCUGGAUUUCAUCAAAAAGUUCCAGGCCCAAGUUGGAAUUUUGGGAAUUCAAAUGAUAUGGACAAAGGAGUCAGAAAAUGCACUUCAGAAUUGUAAAGUUGAUCGUAAAAUUAUGUCAGACACAAACAAUAAGUUCCUGGACAUGCUUAACAUGCUGAUUGGUCAAACAGUAAAAAAUCUGACAAAAAUUGAAAGAACAAAAUUUGAAACCUUGAUAACAGUACACAUGCAUCAAAGAGAUAUAUUUGAUAUGCUGGUUAGGAUGAAUAUAAAAACAAUUUCUGAUUUUGAGUGGCUUAAACAAGCUAGGUUCUAUUUCAAACUAGAGGAAGAGAUAAUGAGCAUCAGUAUUACUGAUGUUUCGUUCAUUUAUCAGAAUGAGUUUAUUGGAUGUCAAGAAAGAUUGGUUAUUACUCCUUUAACAGACAGAUGCUACAUAACGCUUGCACAGGCCCUGGGUAUGUGUAUGGGAGGAGCCCCUGCAGGUCCUGCUGGUACAGGGAAAACAGAAACAGUAAAAGAUAUGGCUAAAGGACUUGGAAAGUACUGUGUUGUUUUCAACUGUUCUGAUCAGAUGGAUUAUAAAGGUCUUGGAAGAAUAUUUAAAGGAUUAGCACAAUCAGGAUCAUGGGGUUGCUUUGAUGAAUUUAAUCGAAUCAUUCUUCCUGUGUUAUCAGUAUGUGCACAACAGUGUGCGGUCAUACUUGGAUGUAAGAAAGAAAAGAAAAAAAAAUUCACAUUUACUGAUGGGGAAAUUGUUGAUAUGAAUCCAGAGUUUGGAAUAUUUAUCACCAUGAAUCCAACGUAUGCUGGAAGACAGGAGUUACCAGAGAAUUUGAAAAUGCAAUUUAGAAAUGUUGCAAUGAUGGUUCCAGAUCGACAAAUUAUUAUAAGAGUCAAACUCGCAAGCUGCGGGUUUCUAGAAAAUAUAACCUUAGCAAGAAAAUUCUUUACACUUUACAAGCUUUGUGAAGAACAAUUAACAAAGCAAGUCCAUUAUGAUUUUGGUCUUCGUAACAUUCUUUCUGUUCUCCGAACCCUUGGAAGAGCCAAGAGAGAAAAUGCCAAGGAUACUGAAACAAUGACCGUAAUGAGAAUUUUGAAGGACAUGAAUGUUUCAAAGUUGGUGGAUGAAGAUGAACCCUUGUUUCUUUCUUUAAUAAAUGAUCUGUUUCCAAAUCAGGCCACUGAAAAGUCAGGAUACAAAGAACUGGAAGAGGCUCUGAAGGAGGAGCUAGAUGGCAAAGGACUUGUAAAUCAUCCACCAUGGGCACUUAAAAUGAUACAGCUGUAUGAAACUCAAAGAGUUAGACAUGGAAUGAUGGUUUUGGGACCCUCAGGGGCGGGAAAAACAACCUGUAUCAAAACCUUAAUGCAUGGAAUGACUGCUCUAGGAGAAAUUCAUAAAGAAUUUAGACUAAAUCCAAAAUCUAUCACAGCACCACAAAUGUUUGGCAGACUGGAUGUGUCAACAAAUGACUGGUGUGAUGGAAUAUUUGCUGCAUUGUGGAGAAAAACAUUGAAAGUUAGUGGAAAGAGAAAUGAACACUUCUGGCUAGUAUUAGAUGGACCAGUUGAUCCUAUAUGGAUUGAAAAUCUGAACUCAGUGCUUGAUGAUUCCAAAAUUUUAACUCUUGCCAAUGGUGAUAGAUUGAACCUUCCCACAUAUGUCAAGAUUGUGUUUGAGCCUAGAGAUGUAGACAAUGCUUCCCCAGCUACUGUUUCAAGAAAUGGAAUGAUUUACAUGUCAGCUUCUGGUCUGGAUUGGAAACCCAAGCUGACAGCUUGGUUUCUUAAGCACAAUCUUGAUGAAAAACAUGUCAAACCAAUGCAAAUGCUUUUCAAUUCAAGCUUUGAAACCAGUUGGAAAUAUGCCAUAUCAAAUCUAAACUUUGUUAUGCCAUUAUUGCAGGUUAAUGUCUUUCAAGCUCUUAUUACAAUCCUAGAAGGAAUCUUGCCUUGUCUUCAGAUUGUUGAUGAGGAAGAAGUGAAGAAACGCAGAUCCAGUAUGAAACCUGAAGUAAAGUAUGAUGAUGAUGGUAAUGAAAUAGAAGUUGAGGAAGCCUUUGUAAUAGAAGAUCCUGAUGAAAAUGAUUAUGAACAAAGCUACAUUUUCAGUCUGAUUUGGGCACUGGGUUCUUUCCUUGAGACCCCUGAAAGACUGAAGCUGGAACAAUUUAUCAAAAAGAACUUAUCAUUGAACAUGCCAACUUUGCCAGAAGAGGACAAUUCUAUUUUCAAUUACAAGGUAAACCCUCAUACAGGAAAUUGGACACAUUGGAAUUCUGUUUUGGACACAUACAUUCCUCCAGAUAUAAAUCCCAACACCUAUGGAGAUAUUCUUAUUCCUAAUGUUAGCACCAUAAGGACUGAAUUUAUUCUAACAACUUGUUCAGCAUUAAAGAAAAAUGUGUUGCUUACAGGUGAACAAGGCUCUGCCAAAACCAGUAUUAUCAAUUCAUUCUUGAGCAAAUUCAAUCCAGAGUAUAAUGUUUUCAAAAAAAGCAACUUUUCAGCAACCACAACACCACAGAUGUUCCAGAAAACAAUUGAGGGAGCAGUGGACAAACGGAUGGGGAGUACUUACGGUCCACCAAUUGGAAAAUCUCUUACAAUUUUCAUUGAUGAUCUUAACCAACCAGAGGUUAAUGAAUGGGGAGAUCAAGUAACUAAUGAGUUGUUUCGAACUCUUCUGGAGCAAAAAAGUUUUUACAGUCUUGAAAAGCCAGGAGAUUAUUGCACAUUUACAGAUAUGCAGUUUAUUUCUGCCAUGAUCCAUCCUGGAGGGGGAAGGAAUGACAUCCCUGAGAGAAUGAAGAGACAUUUCUUUAUCCUUAAUUGUACAAUUCCAUCUGAUGAAGCAAUUGAUAGAAUAUUUUCUGUCAUAGCAGAAUCCCAUUUCAAAGUUAGUCAAGGAUUUAAACCAGAAGUUUGUCAAAUGGCCAAAGAUCUUAUCCCAGUCACAAGAUUACUUUGGAAUAUCACAAAGGAAAAGCUCUUGCCCACCCCAGCAAAGUUUCACUAUGUUUUUAAUCUAAGAGAUCUUAGUAGGAUCUGGCUUAGCAUGAUAUCUACACAAUCUUCUGUUAUAUCCAGUGAAACUAUAUUGAUGCAGCUUUGGAAUAAUGAAGUUUCUCGUACUCUUGCUGACCGCUUUGUAAAUGACUCAGAUAAGGAGUGGUUUGUUACUGCAGUGGAAGAUUUAGUCUCUGACCAUUUUGAUAAAUGUUUUACCAAGAUCACCAAAAGUAUGGUGUAUUUUGUUGACUUCAUGCGAGAUGCACCAGAACCUACAGGGGAAGAGGAUGGAGAAGGUGAGAAUGAACUCCCGAAGGUUUAUGAACCUGUCAUAAGCUUCAAAACAUUAGCAGAGAGACUUUCAUUCUUUUUGGAUCAGUAUAAUGAUAUUAUGAGGGGAUCUAACAUGGACCUUGUUUUCUUUGAUGAUGCAAUCACACAUUUGAUCAAAAUUUCAAGAGUCAUCCGGAAUCCAGGAGGCAACAUAAUGCUUGUAGGAGUAGGUGGGUCCGGAAAGCAAUCCCUUACUAAACUUGCAUCUUUUAUUGCUGGCUAUAAAACUUAUCAGAUAUCUGUAACUAGAUCUUAUACAAUUACAAAUUUUAUAGAAGAUUUGAAGGUCUUAUUUAGACUUUGUGGUGUUACAGGGACAAAAACCACAUUUCUUUUCACAGAUCAGGAUAUCAAGGAUGAGUCAUUUUUGGAGUAUGUAAAUAAUGUUUUAGCAUGUGGUCUUGCUUCUCAAAUAUUUACAAAAGAUGAGCAAGGUGAAAUUGUAACUGAGCUGACCCCUGCAAUGAAAAGAGAAUGUCCAAGAAUUCCUCCUACUCCAGACAAUACUAUAGCAUGGUUUUUAGAGCGAGUGAAGCUCAACCUGCAUGUUGUUCUUUGUUUCUCUCCAAUUGGAGAAACAUUUAGGCAAAGAGCCUUGAAAUUUCCUGCUUUGAUUUCUGGUUGCACAAUUGACUGGUUUCAAGCCUGGCCAAGAGAAGCAUUGGUUUCAGUAGCUUCUCACUUUUUAUCAGAUUUCCCUAUUAACUGUUCUCAAGAUGCUAAACGGGGGCUGUUUAAGACGAUGGCUUCUGUUCAAGAUUCUGUUGCCCAGUCUUGCCAGACUUACUUUCAAAGAUUUAGGCGUUCAACUCAUGUCACCCCAAAAUCUUUUCUUAAUUUCAUAAGCAGCUACAAAGAUGUAUAUACAAGAAAAUAUGAAGAGAUUGGGGACAUGUCUGAAAGAAUGGAUGCAGGCUUAGUAAAGCUUUUAGAAGCUUCAGAAAAUGUUGCAACUCUAAGCAUUGAGUUAAAAGAGAUGGAAAAAGAUCUAGAAAUUGCCAAUCAGAAAGCAGAAAAAGUCUUAGAAGAGGUAACUGUGGCAGCAAGGGAUGCAGAAGUUGUAAAAAACAAAGUUCAAAUGGUAAAAAGUGGUUGUGAAAAAAUGGUGACUGAAAUUGAAGAAGAGAAAGCAAUCGCAGAAGAAAAGCUUGAAGAUGCAAGACCAGCUUUAGAAGAGGCAGAAGAAGCUCUGAAUACUUUGAAACCAGCCAAUAUUGCUACUGUUAGAAAACUAGGGAGGCCUCCUCAUCUAAUUAUGAGGGUUAUGGACUCUGUUUUAAUACUGUUCAGAAAAAAACUAUUAAAGAUGGAAAGUGAUCCAACUGUUCCCAGUCCCUUACCUAGCUGGGGAGAAUCUUUAAAAGUUAUGUCAAGUACAACAUUCCUUUCACAACUUCUUAACUUUCCGAAAGAUAUAAUAAAUGAUGAAAUGGUGGAACUUUUAGAACCAUAUCUGACAAUGGAAGAUUAUAACAUGGGAACUGCACUAAGGGUUUGUAGUGAUGUGGCAGGAUUACUGUGUUGGACCAAAGCAAUGGCAUUUUUCUUUGGGGUUAAUAAAGAAGUUCUUCCACUCAAACUCAAUCUAGUUAUGCAAGAAAGUCGGUUAAAGAUUGCUUGUAAAGAACUUGCAACUGCUGAAAAAACAUUACGCAAGAAAGAAAAAGAGCUAAAAAAAUGCAAAGAAAUGUAUGUUGCAGCAGUUUCGGAAAAACAAAAACUUGCAAAUGAAGCUGAUGUCUGCCGCAGAAAAAUGACUUCUGCAAGUACACUUAUCAAUGGUUUGGCUGGAGAAAAGGACAGAUGGACAUCAACAAGUAAAGAUUUAAAGGAACAGCUUGGAAGAUUGAUAGGAGACACUUUACUGGCCUGUGGAUUUCUGUCUUAUUCAGGGCCAUUUAAUCAGGAAUAUAGACUGCAACUAAUGGGAAUAUGGAAAGGAUUGCUUAAACAGAAGAAUAUUUACUUUACAAAGGAUCUUAAUGUUGUUACUAUGCUAGUAGACACUGAUGAAUUGUCUGAAUGGUCUUUGCAGGGACUUCCUAAUGAUGAACUUUCUCUACAAAAUGCAUCUAUAGUAACAAAAGGAAGAAGCUAUCCUCUCUUGAUAGAUCCUCAGGGCCAAGGCAAAAACUGGAUCACUAGCAAAAAUCAGUACAAUGAUUUACAGGUUACCAACUUAAAGCACAAGUACUUCAGAACUCACCUUGAGGAUUGUUUAUCUUUGGGCCGUCCUCUUUUAAUUGAAGAUAUAGGAGAAGAGCUGGACCCGGUAUUGAAUAAUUUGUUGGAGGGCAAUAUUAUCAAAUCUGGAAAAGUUGAUAAGGUCAUGGUUGGGGAUAGAGAAAUGGAAUUGAUUGAUGGAUUUUGUCUUUACAUUACAACCAAGUUACCAAAUCCUGCUUACAGUCCAGAAAUCAGUGCAAGAACUGCUAUUAUUGAUUUCACAGUAACACUUACAGGAUUGGAAGACCAGUUGCUUGGUAGAGUGAUUCGAAUGGAAAAAUCUGAUUUAGAAACCGAGCGAAUUCGACUAGUGGAAGAUGUUAUUGAAAACAAAGCUACAGUAAGGGAAUUGGAAGACAAUUUACUAGAAAAGCUCAACUCAGUUCAAGGUUCCCUUGUUGACGAUGAAGAAUUGAUAUCUGUCCUGCAAGAAACUAAAACAACUGCAGCGGAAGUCAAUAAAAAGUUGGAAGUUGCCGCAGAGACAGAAACAAAGAUAAAUAUUGCCAGAGAAGAGUUUAGACCUGUGGCAGCAAGAGGAAGUAUACUAUACUUUCUAAUUGUGGAAAUGAGCAAUGUAAGUCCAAUGUAUCAAACAGCUUUAAAACAAUUCUUGGGUAUAUUUGAUAGCUCAGUCACUAAAUCAAAGCCAACUCAUGUUGUCCAGAAAAGAAUAGACAACAUUAUUGAAUUUUUGACAAAGUCUGUUUGGAAAUAUACAUCACAGGGAUUGUUUGAGCAACACAAGUUUCUGUUUACCCUGCUACUCACACUCAAGAUUGAUAUGUAUCUUGGAAAAGUGUCACAUAAAGAGUUUCUUUUCCUGCUAAAAGGAGGGGCGUCCCUCAACAUGAAUUCUGUCAAGCCCAAACCAUAUAGAUGGAUGUUGGAUAUCAUCUGGCUGAAUCUUGUAGAGCUCAGUAGACUAGAUACAUUCUCUGUACUGCUGGAUAAAGUGAUAGACUCUGAGAAAGAUUGGAAAACUUGGUGUGACACAGAGAAGCCAGAAGAGGAGAAACUUCCAUGUGGCUAUUCUGAUACAUUAGAUGUUUUUCAUCAACUUCUGCUGGUUAGAUCUUGGUGUCCAGAUAGGACGCUUUCUCAGGCACGAAAGUAUAUAUAUCAAUCUCUGGGUAGUAGUUUCCUGGAGAAUUCUGUCCUAGAUCUGGAGGGGAUGUUGGGAGAAGCAGAUUGUAAAACCCCUCUUCUCUGCCUUCUAUCCAUAGGUUCCGACCCUACCACACAGAUAGAAGGUUUAGCCAGAUCUCUUGGACAACCUUGCCAGGCACUGUCUAUGGGGCAAGGGCAGGAAGAGGCUGCAAGGAAUAUGCUAGCUGAAGGUUUAGCUAAAGGACAUUGGGUUAUGCUACAGAACUGUCAUCUGUCAGUUGAGAUUUGUGAAGAUAUUGUUCAGAUUUUACAAGAAUCAGAGACCCCUAAUCCAGCAUUUAGACUGUGGAUUACUACAGAAGUAAACAAGGAUUUUCCCCUUGGUUUGCUCCAGAUGUCAAUCAAGUUUACCAACGAUCCUCCACAGGGGAUUCGAGCAAGCUUAAAGAGAACCUAUGCUGAUAUAAGUCAAGAUGUUCUAGACUAUUCAAGCCAUCAAGCUUGGCCUACCUUGCUCUAUUCAAUAGCAUUCAUGCAUACUGCUGUACAGGAGAGGAAGAAGUAUGGUCCUCUAGGAUGGAAUAUACCGUAUGAAUUCAAUAAUGCAGAUUUCAAGGCUAGCACACAGUUUAUCAUCAACCAUUUAGAUGAUUUGGACCCCAGGCGUGGUAUAUCAUGGCCCACUAUCUGCUUCAUGCUUGGCGAAGUUCAGUAUGGAGGACGAGUUACGGAUGAUUUUGAUAAAAGAUUGCUCGGUACAAUCACAAAUGUUUGGUUUACUGAUAAACUUCUCAGGCCUGGAUUCUUAUUUUAUGAAGGAUAUCCUGUUCCGGAAGCUAAGAAUCUGGAGGAUUACAUCAAUUUUAUCGGAAAUAUGCCCCUUCAAGAUCUUCCGGAAGUAUUCGGUUUGCAUAAAAAUGCGGAUAUUUCAUAUCAAAUUAAUACUGGCAAGGGAAUCCUGGAUGAAAUUCUGAAUGUUCAACCGAAAGAAAGCGGUGCUGGAGCUUCUCAGGGUGAGACUAGAGAAGAGGUUGUAUAUAAACUAGCUGAGGAUAUGCUCUCUAAGCUACCAAGGGACUAUACCCAACAUGAAGUAAAGGAGGCUAUGGAACGAAUGGGUGGACUGCUUCCAAUGAAUAUAUUUCUACGUCAAGAAAUUGGUAGAAUGCAAAAGAUUAUAUCCCUGGUAAGGAAUACUUUAUCUGACCUGAAACUAGCAAUAGAAGGAACUAUCAUCAUGAGCGAGGGUCUCAAAACAUCCCUGGACUCCAUGUACGAUGCGAGGGUUCCUGAGAAGUGGAAGAAGAUUUCCUGGAUGUCAACUACCCUGGGUUUCUGGUAUACCGAGCUUCUAGAGAGGGAUGGACAGUUCAAACGGUGGUGCUGCUACGGACGACCAAAGGUUUUCUGGAUUACUGGAUUCUUUAAUCCCCAGGGAUUCUUCACAGCUAUGCGUCAGGAGGUUACAAGGCUUCAUAAAGGUUGGGCUCUAGACAGCGUCAUUUGUCAGAACUUGGUAACCAGGUUCUCCAGAGAGGAUAUUCAUGAUUCCCCACCAGAGGGAGUUUAUAUUCACGGACUCUUCUUAGAGGGCGCUAGUCUUGAUAGAAAAACAGGAAAGCUUGUUGAAUCUAAACUAAAAGUUUUGUUUGAACAGAUGCCAGUUAUUUAUAUGUACGCUAUAAAUACUACCGCAGGAAAGGACAGUAGACUGUACGAGUGUCCUAUAUACAGAAAACCUGCAAGAACGGACAUAAAUUAUAUUGGAUCUAUAGAUUUCGAGAGUGAUAUUGGUCCUAAACACUGGGUUAUGAGAGGAGUGGCUCUUCUCUGUGACAUUAAAUAAAAUAUUUAUUAAUAUCUAUUAAUAUCUAUCAAUAUUAUGAAAUAUUAUGAAAUAAAGCAGAACAAGGAAGACGACCGCCAUCGAAACAUUUUCUUUAGGCUGGUUGCACCGGACCGGACUGAAAGUGAUGAGUUCUUUUAACUAGAAUAUUAACAUGAAUACAUCCAGGCCUGUAACCAGGGGGGGGGGGGUCCAAGGGGUCAGGUACACCCCCCUUUCUCCUAAAAAGGGGUGCAACAACGAAUAACUGAUAUAGACUGAGAGCCUUAAAAUGGCAGCCUGAUAGGUCGUCAUUCUGUUCUAUUUUAUAAUGGAAAGCACUGUAUAGUGUAUUUUAAAUAUAUUUAUUCUUAUAUAUAUAUAUAUAUAUUAGAUAUUUUAU
This is a messenger RNA of Eurytemora carolleeae, 14011 nucleotides long. It is a transcript of the gene Dhc1, whose product is annotated as dynein heavy chain 5, axonemal. Lineage: Eukaryota; Metazoa; Arthropoda; Copepoda; Calanoida; Temoridae. The transcript is spliced from 65 exons. Gene Ontology annotation, cellular component: dynein complex. Gene Ontology annotation, biological process: microtubule-based movement. The record is from RefSeq and is a predicted model, not a curated record. Gene Ontology annotation, molecular function: ATP hydrolysis activity; dynein intermediate chain binding; dynein light intermediate chain binding. Bases 58 to 13629 code for a protein of 4523 amino acids.